Molecule: messenger RNA, 1992 nt
Organism: Mya arenaria
Lineage: Eukaryota; Metazoa; Mollusca; Bivalvia; Myida; Myidae
Product: putative nuclease HARBI1
Exons: 4
Coding region: 111-1010 (299 amino acids)
Source: RefSeq, a predicted model, not a curated record
UAAAAAGCUACAUGUAAGUUUAAUGCAAACUAUCGGCCAAAAUUGAUAAAUUUUCAAAGUAUUUGUCAUGAUGUUAUUUUUUAAUUUAAAUUAUGAUUAAAUAACAUGUCAUGCUAUUAUUUCAGAUCAUGGAUCGUGCCCCGAAUCUCGAUACUCUACUGGAAAUGGAUAUUAUAAAUAGAUACAGAUUUGACAGAGCUGGAAUCAAUUAUUUAACACAGCUGAUCGGGGCUAACAUUUCACCUAAAGCAGCCAGAAAUAACGCCUUAAAUGCUGAACAAAAAAUCUUGAUUACAUUACGAUAUUUAGCAACUGGCUUAAUACAGUUAAAUGAUGCGGACAUACAUGGUGUCAGUCAGCCAACAGUGUCACGUGUGUUGACUGAAGUUAUUAAUGCUCUGUCAUCACCUGCGUUGAUUAGGCAAUUUAUUAGGUUUCCAGUUAGUGUUGAAGAAUUCAGACGGAAUGCCGUGCAAAUGCAGGGGAUUGCACGGUUUCCGAAAGUCAUUGGGGCCAUAGACGGAACCCAUAUUAACAUUGCCUCACCCAAUCAACAUGAAGAAAUUUAUGUCAACAGAAAAGGGAAACAUAGUAUAAAUGUUCAAGUUGUUUUUGACGGAUGGUACAAUAUAAUUGAUGUUGUUGCACGCUGGCCUGGAUCCGUGCAUGACAGUAGAGUUUUAAGAGAAAGCUCGUUAAACAACCUUUUUGAGAAUGGCCACAUGCCACACGGUUUCCAUCUGCUUGGGGACAGCGGCUAUCCAGCCAAAAGGUGGCUGCUUACCCCUUUCCUAGCUCCGCAAACCCAGGCCGAACAAGCCUAUAACAGGAGCCACAAAGUCACUCGAGCUUUGGUUGAGAGAGGGAUAGGUCAGUUGAAGAGGAGGUUUGGCAUUCUACAUAGGGAAAUAAUCCUCCAGCCAGUUAAAGCUAGUCAUUGCUUGUUGUGUUUUGCACAACAUUUGCAAGCAGCGAGCCAUUCCCAUGGCAGCUAUAGAAGACAACAAUAAUGGUGGAAAUGGUGAUGAUGGCAGGGUGCAGCCUCAAGCUAACAAUCUUGUUGGGCUAAGAUACAGAGACCACUUUGUUUCAACAUACUUUGCUGCCUGAUUGCUUUACACUCCUGACAGCAACAUUGAUUGCAUGAUGUAGAGGUUGUGAACACUUUGGAAGUCGUGCUAGCCUCAGGUCUUGAAAGAUGAAACGUGGCAGGAACCUCAUCUGCCUCCAACACUGGCUGAUAUGUCCUGGAAUUACAAACUCUAAUUCUAAAAUGUGCUAUCAUAUUUUUGCAAAUCUUGUAAAAAAAGUCACUAUGCUGACUUGUUUAGAAUGUGAGAGUCAUUUUUAAAUAUUUUUCCCAACUUGAUCAUACCCGAGAAUGUCUGUGAUAUAUUUUGGAAUUGAACCUGGUACCAAAUUGGGACUUUCCAAACUUUGGGAAAAAUACAAAGUUAUGUUUGAAUGGAAAGUAUAAUAUAAAAUAGACCUAUUUCUAGCUUUUUAUGCAUUUAAUCUAAAAUGGCUACCAGGUAGUCUUAUCAAGAUGUUGUUAUCUUUUUUAAGCAAUUCAUUGCUGUAUUCACUGAAAAUCUUAUUAAUUAUUUUGGAAAAUAUAAUUUCAUGGGGAUAUUUUGGCAAGAGGAAACAUCUCUUAAAGCAGUAAAUUGCACCAAAAAGUCCAUGAAUGUGUGCUAUGUUUUAUUUAAGUCCUUAGAUAUUUACAUGUACAUGUCGGUAUACAUCUGAAAUCAUUUCUGUGUUCAUGUUAUUUUAUAUCAAUGUGCAUUGUAGUGUUAUCUCACCCUGUUAUAUAUAAAUGCCUUAGUGAUAUGAAUGUCUUAGUGAUAUCAAUGUCUUUGUGAUAUGUUUGUCUUAGUGAUAUGAUUGUCUGAGUGAUGUAAGUCAUAUAAUUAAUUGUCUUAGUGAUAUGAUAUAAUUGUCUUAGUGAUAAAAAUGUGGUAGUGAUAUGGAUGUGUUAGUGAUGUGAAU